Messenger RNA from Populus trichocarpa (black cottonwood), 2218 nucleotides. Its product is annotated as dynamin-related protein 4C. Gene Ontology annotation, molecular function: GTPase activity; GTP binding; microtubule binding. The record is from RefSeq and is a predicted model, not a curated record. The transcript has a single exon. NCBI's taxonomy places the organism in Eukaryota, Viridiplantae, Streptophyta, Magnoliopsida, Malpighiales, Salicaceae. The coding region runs from base 1 to 2070 and encodes 689 amino acids. Gene Ontology annotation, cellular component: microtubule; membrane; cytoplasm.
AUGAGUGGAGGUAAGCGUAUUGGUAGACCUUCAAAAGGCAAAAAUGGGUUCCAUAGCUCAUCCUAUGAAGAGGAUUCAUUACCUUUGGACGUUCGUGUAGAAGAAAAUUUACUUGCAAUAGUCGGUGGAGAUGAAAAUCAGCCUACGCCAAUCCAUAGCGUGCCAAUUAUGUCAUCUUUCAACGAUCGUAUUCGUCCUAUACUUGAUGCAGUUGAUCAGUUGAGGCACCUCAUGGUGAUGAAAGAAGGUAUACAACUUCCCACCAUUGUCGUUGUCGGUGAUCAGUCUUCGGGGAAAUCUAGUGUUCUUGAAUCACUUGCUGGUAUUAGUCUUCCUCGUGGUCAAGGAAUAUGCACUAGGGUACCCCUCAUAAUGAGGCUGCAGCAUCAUACGUCUCUCAUACCAGAGAUGUUCUUGGAGUUUAAUGGCAAAACAACCCAGACAGAUGAAGCCAAUGUUGCAGAUGACAUAAAUAUUGCCACCGAGGAGAUUGCAGGCAGUGGUAAGGGCAUAUCUGAUGCUCCAUUAACUCUGGUGAUAAAGAAGAAUGGUGUUCCUGACCUAACAAUGGUUGAUCUUCCUGGAAUCACUCGAGUUCCUGUUCAUGGACAGCCUGACAAUAUCUAUGAGCAGAUUGCUGGAAUUGUCAUGCAGUACAUACAACCUGAAGAGAGUAUCAUACUCAAUGUUUUGCCUGCUAGUGUUGAUUUCACCACAUGUGAAUCGAUUAGGAUGUCACGUCAAGUAGAUAAGACUGGGGAGAGGACUCUAGCUGUGGUUACAAAGGCCGAUAAAGCACCUGAGGGGCUGCUCGAGAAAGUUACCGCUGAUGAUGUGAACAUAGGACUUGGUUAUGUCUGUGUGAGAAAUCGUAUUGGAGAUGAAUCUUAUGAUAAUGCGCGGAUGGAAGAAGCGAACUUGUUUGCAACUCAUCCUCUUCUUUCGAGGAUUGAUAAGUCAAUUGUUGGUAUUCCUGUUUUGGCUAAAAAACUGAUGCAGGUUCAAGCCACUAUAAUGGCUAAAUGCUGGCCAGAGAUUGUUCGAAAGAUUAAUGAGAAGUUGAAUGGCAAUGUAACAGAGCUAAACAGGAUGCCUAAGGCUAUGUCGUCAGUUGCUGAGUUUCUGACUGCUUUCAUGGAAUUUAUUGGAUCUGUUAAAGAGUCUCUGACGAAAAUCCUUGUUAGAGGUGAAUAUGAUGAAUAUCCAGAUGAUCCUAACAUGCAUGGUGUUGCUAGAGUGGUUGAAAUGUUCAACCAAUACUCUGAUGAACUCUUGAAUUGCCCAGAAAGUGAGCAUACUAGAAACUUUCUGAUGGAUGAGAUUCGUGUUUUGGACGAUUCGAAAGCGAUUGCACUUCCCAAUUUCCUUCCCCGUCAUGCCUUCCUCUCUUUACUGCAACGAAAAGUUGAAAGGGUUUCUCAUAUACCAUUUGGCUUUGUUGAGAAAGCAUGGGCUUACUUUGAAAAUGUGGUUUGGUCUGUUUCGAGACACCACACUGAAAACUAUCCUCAAGUUUUGUUAACCACUAAAAGGGCAUGUCAGAAUCUUAUGGUGAAAAUGAGAGAGCAGUCCACUGAUUGGGUUUCUGAGCUUGUUCAAAUGGAGAAGCUGACAGAUUACACCUGUAAUCCUGAAUACUUGAAUGAGUGGAACAUGCUUAUGUCCCAUCGUCAGACAUUCAUUGAUGAAGUUCAGAAAAAUGAAUCUUCAAAAAUGAAGAUUGAAGUUUUUGGAGAGGUAGAGAUCGUUAAUCUUAGAGGGUAUCAGCCUCUUCUCUCUCAAGCAUUUGACCUGAAAAUGAGAAUGACGGCCUACUGGAAGAUUGUUUCUAGGAGGUUGGUUGAUUGCAUGGCACUUCAUUUGCAACUCUGUGUUCGAAAUCUAGUGAGCAAGGAGUUGGAGAAGGAGAUUGCUACUGAAUUGAUGGCUACUAAUGGUGGAAAGUUAGAGAUGAUGUUAGAGGAGGCUCCUUCUGUUGCAGCCAAACGUAAGAGGCUUAACACCAGCAUUGAGUUGCUGAGGGAAGCCAAGGAUGUACUGUCCAAUAUCAUGGGCAACGUUUCUGCCUAGGUGACUAGGCUAAUCAGACCACAGUAGCUUAUUUUAUUUUUAAUAUGGUAUUUUUAAUUUGCAAUUUGUCUUGCGGCAAUUAAGUUGUUUGCCUUUUAUGCCUUAAAAGUACCGUCUUUUUUAUUUUCAUCAACAAAUCUGUGUCUGU